GCUAGAAAUUUUGGGAGUUCGUUAUCCCUGCAGUCAUUUUCUGCAAUGUCUUCAACUAGAGGUUCUCUAAAUGUAGAAAGACGAACCAGCUUGUCCUCAAUCAUGGCUCUUCCUCGGAUGUCUGUGGCUGAGAUAGUACUCAAGCUACAGUAUCUCCAAGCCAGCCACCAAAACACAUGAAGUCCUCUGCUGAUGAUGAUUCAAGAUUACCAUUUUCUUCAGGAUCAGUUGAAUCUGGAGCAUCAGAAGGGGUUGUUAGAGGAAGAUCAUACAAUAUCAGAUUAGAUGAACAAGUUCUACUGAGAUUUUCACGUAAGUACUCCGACUCAACUUAUUAUUUCACUGAUAUGAUAGGUGGAACACUUACUUUCUUUCAUGAAGAGGGAGCAAGGAGAUGCCUUGAGGUGUCAGUAACUUUGGAGGCAAAGGAAAGUGUAAAUAAGCGAUUUGUUCAUCCUUCUCGAAAGCAUUCUCCUACCAUUACCAAGAUUCAUAGUGAUCACCAUGAGGUUGUGGGUGAUGUAGUCCAAACCAGCUUUUUCUUCUCCAUUCCCAUGGAUGGGCCCAUGACUUUUUCCACCCCUUAUGUCUCUGUACAGUGGGCUCUUAGAUUUGAAUUUCUUAUAACUCCAAAGAAUGUCGACUGGACAAGGUUUGAGCAUCCUCUUCUGAUUGAGGGAAGAGAUAAAUGUGAGUGGGUUCUUCCAAUCACCGUACAUGUACCUCCUUUAGGGGCAGCAGCUUCUCAAACUCGAAACUUCUCUUUGGAACCCUUAUGGGUUCAUUAUUGAAGCCUCAGGGGUCUUUCUUCUGAAUUUUGAUCAAGUUGGAAGAAAGAUGCUGCUAAUGUUGGGAAGGGAUGGAUGUGACAAGAUGUUGAAUGCUCUGAGCGAGGGAGGGCAACAAUUGUUAAUGAAACAAUGGGUAUAAUAUCAUUUCAAUUAUUGCAAUAUUUUGUGAUAUAGAAGGAUGGGAGGCUCUUUUGAAUUUCUCUUGUUGAAUUGUCGGGUUUCCAUUCGUAGAUUUGAGAGAGAUCCUCUGGUUCUUCUUCUUCAGCGGCUAUUUUGAAUAGAUAUGGUAGCGUUAGUGGUUUUGAACCGAUACUAGUCUAUCCAAUUUCUAUAUCUUCACUCACAUAUUUACCAACUUCUUGAAUUAUCAUAUUUUACAAGUAAUUAAAGGUGUUCGUCA
Molecule: messenger RNA, 1191 nt
Organism: Andrographis paniculata
Lineage: Eukaryota; Viridiplantae; Streptophyta; Magnoliopsida; Lamiales; Acanthaceae
Exons: 8
Coding region: 177-791 (204 amino acids)
Biological process (GO): retrograde transport, endosome to Golgi
Cellular component (GO): Golgi membrane; Ric1-Rgp1 guanyl-nucleotide exchange factor complex
Source: RefSeq, a predicted model, not a curated record